Molecule: messenger RNA, 2056 nt
Organism: Doryrhamphus excisus (bluestripe pipefish)
Lineage: Eukaryota; Metazoa; Chordata; Actinopteri; Syngnathiformes; Syngnathidae
Gene: cdip1
Product: cell death-inducing p53 target 1
Biological process (GO): intrinsic apoptotic signaling pathway in response to DNA damage by p53 class mediator
Cellular component (GO): cytoplasmic side of late endosome membrane; cytoplasmic side of lysosomal membrane; nucleus
Molecular function (GO): zinc ion binding
Source: RefSeq, a predicted model, not a curated record
UAUAGUAUUGUGAUGGAUAAAUAACAACCGUGUGGUUAUUAAGUUGUUAUUUUGUCUCUCAGUCACAAGCUAAUAGUAAUAUAAGAGUCUGUGGUUGCGAGACCCCGAGCUGUCAGUCACGAGCCGUUGUUGCUACGGCGAUACAAAUAUGUUGUUUGAUCCUGAAGGUCACAAGUGUGUUCUCGGUGGAGCUUUACGCCCGACACCUCCCAUUCUCGUCCAGUUUACCAGGCCAGUAUGUCCAGUGAUCCUCCUCCUCCGUACCCUGGAGGUCCCAGCGCUCCUCUCAUUGAGGAAAAGAAUGGACAACCAGCUCCUGUAAGAACAGCGCCCCUGCAAGGACAGCCUUUACCUCCAGACUAUGGCCCGCCUCCUUAUGAGGGCCCGCAUCCGGGGUUCCUCCCGCCACAUGUUCCUGGAGAGGGUCCCAUGCCGAUGCCAAUGCCGAUGCCUAUGCCCCCGCCACCUCAAGGUGCCGCUUACCCUCCGCCGCCACCCGGCCAUUACCCCCACCCGAUGCCGGGACAGAUGGGCCCAGGACCCGGCCCCUUUGUUCACAUGGGGGGCCACACGGCGACCGUCAUGGCUCCACCGGGCGCCGCCACUACCGUGACCGUGCUGCAGGGCGAAAUGUUCCAGACGUCGCCGGUGCAGACGGUGUGUCCGCACUGCCAGCAGGCCAUCGUCACGCGCAUCUCGCACGACGUGGGCCUCAUGAACACGCUCUUCUGCCUCUUCUGCUUCUUCGUGGGGUGUGAUCUGGGCUGCUGCUUGAUUCCCUGUCUGAUCGACGACCUCAAGGAUGUGACACACACCUGCCCUUACUGUAAGGGCUACAUCUACACAUACAAGCGUAUAUGCUAACCCCCAACAUGCACACCCACACUCACAGCUCCCCCUGCUGGUAGUGACAGGCUUUUCACCCUUACUUUUUGCACCGUGUCACCACUGUAUGUUUGUCUUCACAUAUGCAGUUAAUAUGUUGUAUAUAUCUUCCGCCUCAUACAUUCAUGCAAAGGUCAGGUUGCUUUUUAUUUUCCAAGUGAAGGCUUGUUACAAUGUUACACAUGUGAGUGAAGAAAACCGUCGGCAAACAAACUGGUCACUUUAAGUCUCACUAUGAAGCAAGCUGGGGUUUAUUGGUUUGUUUUUACAUUUAAUUUCUUUAAUAUUUAUGUAGAAUAUUUUAUUCUUUCUUUUAACAAGAUUAUAUUGAAAACUGUGAACAUUUGUGACUUUGAUCCUGAAUAAUCUUUUUCACAAUCCCUUGUUAACGUCUGUCUACAUAUUUGGUAAUUUUCGACUCAUUUUGUUUGAUUAUUGUUCCAGGCUUCAUUCAGUAUGCACAGAGUGAAUUACAGUUGGGGUGUUCUUUGUUUCUGCUCAUUUGUUCCUGAUGUACUUUGAAAAAAGCCAACAUUUGCACUUUUAAGGACAAAUAUCCCUCCUGAUACAUUAUAAAGCCUGCCUCCUCAUCAGUCAUUGUAGUCUUGUCUUGUCUUUUUUUUUUUUUACAAGGGGAAGCCACAAAGUUCCUGUGUACCAGCAAAGACAGGUUUUGGCAUUUAAUCUGAUCUCACUGUAGAUUGUAUCCUAACUGUAGGCUGAAUGUUUUGUCUCCGCCGCAGUAAUUAAGAAUGUUGGGGAACAAGUUUAUUGAUUAUCUGUCAUUAGUCCCCCCUUUUUUGUACCUACCUUGAUCACAAGCAUGACAGAUACAAAAGUCUGCAAUUAACAUAAUCACUAAAAUAGGCUUUUACAUGCAAUUAUUCAAAUAAAACAAUUAUUCAUAAACAGCAUGCCCCAUUGUCUAGCUCACUAAAAUGCAGAGCCAAAAUAACAGCAUAAGCACCGUGACUUAAUGUGUUUGAGUUGCUAAGAUGUACAAAAAAAAGCAUUAAGGUUUUUACAACUGUUGUGGUGGGGAGGUAAAUGCCAAUCUGGAUUGCUCUCUAAAUGUCUGUGAUAUGUAUAACUAUGUAAGUUAAAUUUUGUUUUGACAGUUGUAUACAGGUACUAUUUUAUCAAUAAAAGUCUGUACAUCAGUUUUUGCUGA